AUGGGGGUCGACAGAGUGAUGGAGUUGGUGGAGGAGCUGAGGGGGAGGGCCAAGAGGGAGCUGGAGGAGUUUAGGGACAUGUAUGGGGAGAGGGUGCUUGCAGGAUUUGAACCUGGAUUGCUCAAGAUUUUGACUUGCCAGAGUCUGUCGGAUUCGCAAGCUGGGUUCUUUAUGCUGAUCAAGGUUUAUUUCCCGACGAUUUAUGAUAUAAAGCAUUUGAUGAUGUUCUGCAACAGUUUGCAUGGAGGACUUAAUAAGCUUGCCGAGUUGCUUGAUGUGGAGAGGGUGGGGAUUUGCCACCAAGCCGGGAGUGAUAGCUUGCUGACUUCUUGCACAAUUAGGAAGCUGAAGGAGAGUUUCUUUAAUGGAAACACUGAGAAAUAUGCCAGUGUUUUGUAUAGCCUUGGUGUUGAAAAUGGACAGAACACCCAUUAG
This is a messenger RNA of Asparagus officinalis (garden asparagus), 435 nucleotides long. Its product is annotated as probable CCR4-associated factor 1 homolog 7. The transcript has 2 exons. Lineage: Eukaryota; Viridiplantae; Streptophyta; Magnoliopsida; Asparagales; Asparagaceae. The record is from RefSeq and is a predicted model, not a curated record. Gene Ontology annotation, molecular function: nucleic acid binding; poly(A)-specific ribonuclease activity. Gene Ontology annotation, cellular component: P-body; CCR4-NOT complex; CCR4-NOT core complex. The coding region runs from base 1 to 435 and encodes 144 amino acids.